AUGUCAGCCAGUACCGUCUCGAGCAACGUGGUUGAAACCAGUGGCAAGAAAACUGGAAGUAGCACAAGUUCCAACACGGAUUUGGGAUAUUCAGACACAAUUUCCAUCAGCUCCGGGUCCACCGCCACUACGGUGAACACCCGUGUGUAUAACCUAUGCCAGAAAGGGGAUUGGAGCGUCCUCGAACAAGUUCUACGAACUCUAGAGAAGGGAAGUCCAGAAGCCGCUUGUUCAGAUGAGGACACAGGCAUCACCCCACUGAUGGUAGCGGUCAAGGAGAACAAGCUGGUUAUUGUGGAAAGGCUCAUAGACCUGGGUGUCGGACUCAAUGAUAGAGCAAAGGAUGGGCGCACUGUCAUGCAUUUCGCUGCGUCAUAUGCCAGAGAUGACAUCAUGAAGCUGCUCAUUAAUAAGAAGGCUGAUGCCACUAUACCAGGAGGGCCUAAGGAACAGCUCCCCCUUCACAUGGCUUGUGCAAGAUCUAGUGGGGCACUUGCAAUAGUUCAGAUGCUCCUGAAAGUCUCUGGAAAAGACUGCAGGCUUGUGGAAGACAAAGAUGGCUCAAUUCCUAUAUUUCUAUCUUCUGAAGUUGGUAAUGUGGCCGUUUGCAAAGAAUGCCUCACACAACAGACAGAGCAACAGAUCAAAUUCCAGAGAAGGGGUAAUGGAGACAACUUGAUGCAUGUUGCUUGCAGAAGAAAGGACGUGGAUCUGGCAAAACUAUUCGUGGAGUACGGAGCCAACUUUGAUGUGCAAAAUUAUGAGGGCCAUACCCCCUUACAUAUAUCAGCCUGGGAAGGAGAUGAAGCCAUGAUGAAGUACCUGUAUCAAGCUAAAGCCAAUCCAAACAUAACAGAUCAGAUGGAUCGUAGUCCCUUACACAUAGCUGCAGAGCGUGGGAACACGAGUGUUGUGGAACUGUUGGUGGAUAAAUUCAAGGCUAAUGUCGCCGCUAGAACUAAAGAUGGCAGCACCUUAAUGCAUAUAGCGUCAGAAUGCGGGCAUCCUGAUACUGCACUUACAUUUCUCAAGAAAGGAGUGCCACUGCAUAUGCCAAAUAAAGCAGGGGCUGUUUGUCUCCAUGCUGCUGCCAAGAGAGGCCACACGGCUGUAGUGAGGUCUCUCCUCCAGAAAGGUGCCCAAGUAGACGCCAGGACCAAGGACAACUACACAGCCCUGCACAUAGCUGUGGAGGCAUGCAGACCACUGGUUGUACAAACACUGCUGGGCUUUGGUGCUCAGGUGGAACUCAAGGGAGGACUGGCCCAGGAGACCCCACUGCACAUAGCAGCCAGAACCAGUGAAGGGGAAAAGUGUGCAGAAAUGCUGAUCAAAAGUGGAGCCAAUGUUAAUUCCAUUCAGGAGAACGGGGAGACUGCAAUGCACAUAGCAGCCAGAUAUGGUCUCAUCAAAAUGGUUAUUGCCCUCUUGGAAGAAGGUGGUGACCCCUGUUGGCAGUCAAAGCUUGGAGAAACUCCUCUCCAUGUGUCUGUGAGACACUGUCACUGGGAUGUGGCAGAUGAACUUCUGAGAUUUGUGGCCACAGAGAAGUCCCAUAUAGAUGCUGUGAUGCUAGUCAAUCAACAAAAUACUGAAGGGGAAACUUGUGUGCAUUAUGCAGCUGAAAUUACCAAGAACAUGUGCCAUAGAGAGUUUGAAGAUGUGGAUGUGAUCAAACUGAUGCUGGAAUACAAUGGAGACACAAACACACAGACUAGAAUGACACAUGAGACCCCACUUCACUACUGCUCCAGGGCAGGAAACGAGGACAUCUUGUUGGAAAUGGUCAGACAUUUAGGUCCCAACAGAGUCCAGUUGGCAGUCAACAAGCAAGCAAAGAAUGGCUGGUCCCCAUUAUUGGUUGCGUGUGAGCAGGGCCACCUGGACAUUGUAAAGAUCUUAAUGCAGAACCAUGCCAGAGUAGAUGUGUUUGAUGAGCAUGGUAAGGCAGCACUGCACCUGGCGGCAGAGAACGGCCAUGAUGAGGUAGCUGACGUGUUACUGUGGCACAAGGCAUUUGUCAAUGCUAAGUCCAAACUUGGUGUCACCCCUCUCCACCUGGCGGCACAGAAUGGCUGCAAUAAACUGGUCAAACUGCUGAUUGAAACUCAUGGAGCUACCAUUGAUGCCUUGUCACUGGCGAAGAAGACUCCCUUGCAUAUGGCUGCACAGAAUGGGCAGAUGGAAGUUUGCAGUACUUUCCUGAAGAUGAAAGCUGAUGCAAAUGCCACUGAUGUGCAUGGUCAAACUCCCCUCCACUUGGCUGCUGAAAAUGACCACUCAGAUGUUGUGAAACUCUUCCUAAAGCACAAGCCUGAGUUAGUAACUAUGGCCAACACGAAUGGCAUGACAUGUGCUCACAUAGCUGCCUCAAAGGGCAGUGUAGGUGUCAUUAAGGAACUUAUGAGAUUCAACAAAAUGGUAGUGACAACAGCCAGAAAUAGGACCAACAACUCGACAGCCCUCCAUCUAGCUGCAGAAGGAGGACAUGUAGAAGUAGUGCAAGUGCUGCUGGAAGCUGGAGCCUCUGCAACUGAUGAAAAUGCCGAGGGUAUGACGGCCAUUCAUCUGUCAGCCAAACAUGGGCAUGUGCACAUCUUAGAUGCACUGAAGGGACAUGUUGAUUUUGCCGUCACAAGUGCUAAGACCGGGUUAACAGCCCUCCAUGUUGCUGCUCAUUAUGGUCAAGCAGACUUUGUGCGUGAGACACUGACCAGUAUUCCAGCCACAGUGACCAGUGAGGCCCCAGACUCUGAAACUGGACUCAAGGAUGUCACUGCUGAGUCUGGCCUCACUCCGCUCCACUUGGCCUCCCAGUCUGGUCAUGAAGGGUUGGUCCGCCUGUUACUCAAUUCUCCAGGUGUGCAAGCAGACGCAGCCACCAAAGUCCAGGGUUCAAUACCACUCCACAUGGCUGCCCAGAAUGGUCAUACGUCAGUGGUCAGUCUGCUUCUCAGUAAGUCCACCUCUCAGAUUCACGUCAAGGACAAACGGGGCAGGACUGGACUGCACCUGUCUGCUGCACAUGGACAUUAUGAUAUGGUGGCUCUUCUGCUGGGGCAGGGGGCUGAUAUUAAUGUUUAUGAUAAGAAUGGCUGGACCCCUCUCCAUUUUGCUGCAAAGGCAGGCUACUUGAAGGUGGUGAAGUUAUUGAUAGAGAGUGGUGCUGCACCCAAGUAUGAAUCUAAGGAAGGGAAGGUACCCAUCUGCUAUGCUGCAGCCAUGAAUCACACCGAGGUGGUCAGUUAUCUUAUGAAGAGAGACCACAACACACAGCAUUUGAUGGACGAUAAGAAGUUUGUGUUUGACCUGAUGGUAUGUGGCAAGACCAACAAUAACAGAUCCAUCCAGGAGUUCAUCACACUGUCCCCAGCCCCAGUGGACACAGCAGCCAAGAUGUCCAAGAAUUUCGCCCUUCUGGCCAUCAGGGAGAAGGAGCGGUCAAGGGAUCUCCUGCAUGCUGGCGCAUACUGUGAGAAAAUGGCUACAGAAUUAAUGGCCAUUGCCUCCGGAACCAAUGGUGCAUCAGCUUUACUCAAAUCUGUUGACUGCCGUGGAACACCCUUUCUGGACAUACUCAUUGAAAAUGAGCAGAAGGAAGUAGUUUCCCACCCAACAAUUCAGAAAUACUUAUCAGACGUUUGGAAAGGGAAUUUAAAAUGGAACACAUGGAAAGUAGUGAUGGUUUUCACAUUGUUCCUGAUCGUACCCCCAGUGUGGGUUUACUUCUCAUUGCCACUUCGGAACCGCUACAACAAAGUUCCGCUCAUUAAGUUCAUGUCAUAUUUAGUCUCGCAUUUCUACUUAAUUAUACUAUUUAUUAUGACAACUGUUGCACCCAUUUAUCCAAUCUUUCAGUCUGGGUCACUCAUACCCCAUUGGUAUGAGUGGCUACUAUUGGCGUGGCUGUCUGGACUUCUGGUCUCAGAGCUGACCAAUCCAGGUGACAGGGCAGGGUUAGGGUGGAUCAAAGUAUUUGUGAUAGCAGUUAGUGCACUGGGAAUCGUUGUCCAUCUUCUAGCAUUUGCAUUUAAUGAAGAUGAGCGCUAUGUGUGCUUAUAUGUGAGGAACCAAUUUUUUGCCCUGGCAUUACUGUUCUGUUUUGUGUUGCUGCUGGAUUUUCUCUCAUUUCAUCACUUAUUUGGACCAUGGGCAAUUAUUAUCAGAGAUUUGAUGAAGGAUUUGAUCAGAUUUUUGGUCAUUCUGUUGGCCUUCAUGCUAGGAUUCACUCUUCAUCUCUCAGCAAUUUAUCAGCCAGUGUAUCCACCACAAGUAACAAACUCAUCCAUUGGUCAAGGAAAUGGAGGAGGAGGAGCCAAAAGUCUCACGCCAAUAGAUACUUUUGAACUUCUGUUUUUUUCGCUAUUUGGUCUCAUCGAACCUGAUACUUUACCUACAAUAGCCCAGAGCCCUGACUGGACAAUAAACUUAGUGAAAUCUGUAUUUGGAGCUUAUAUGUUAGUGACUCUCAUUGUGUUGAUAAAUCUGUUAAUUGCCAUGAUGUCUGACACAUACCAGAGAAUUCAGGCACAGUCGGAUGUGGAGUGGAAGUUUGGGCGAGCUAAGUUGAUCAGAAACAUGAAUAGGACAUCAGCUACUCCAUCUCCUCUGAACCUUUUCACCAAGCUCAUUACUUACUGCAAAGUGGCUUACAAACACAAAGGCAAAAUAUGCAGUGCUGAGGCCCAGAGCUACAUCCAUGAAGAGGAGGACCUGAAUGAGGAUUAUGAUGCUAGAUCUGUGGACCUGUUACAAAAUAACCAAGUCAUGCUCAGGAAUAUGAUGAGGAGAAAUACUCAAGUGGCUCCUGAAUCCUAUUUGCGUGCUCCCCAGCAGAGAGGUCCUCAAUGCAUAGAUGAUGUGAUAGACUGGCAGUUUGUUGUCCACAAGUAUUUGGAGGUCAACAACCUAUUGGAUGAACACUCAGACGAGGAAGAGGACACCAGUAAACACUUCAAGAAGGAUAACCACUUGAAAGAAAUUAAUGAGAAGGUGACGGAAAAUGGUGGGAUUAAAUGACCAGGAGUUAAACUAUUUAGGUAGGAAGGGUAACAUGUAAGAAAAAUAAGUGAAGGGGUAACUUUUAGCAGCAAAAGUAAAUGAGGACAUUAACAGAUACAGGUGUAAGAAUAAAGUGUGCAGUGAUAAAGAGCUGCUGUUUGAACAAAAUGUAUUCACAUGUUCAAAAGAACAUUUCUGGAAAGUCAAGAAUCUGCAGUGUAAUUCUUUUCCAUAAAAUGCUAGUAGCCAAUUUUUCAUAUUUAUAUCACCUUCUUAUAUGUCAAAUUUAGAUUGGAUUGGUUUUUAUGGCAAAUGCAUUACAUUGUAAUGUGGGGCAUUAAUAUACUAGAACCAUGUGUCUAUUAGCCAGUCACCUUGGAGAGAAGUUUGUUUUUGGCUUUUCUUCUUUUUUUCUCUCAUUGAAACAGAUGCACUGGUAUGUAUGAAUAUACAAGUAUGUUGGACAAUGAAAAUAUUUAACCUUAAAGCAUUUUUUGCAGUUAUGUCUCAUACUUUUUUCAUUUAUUCAACUGAACAGAAAUAUUUUGUGUAAUUGUUACUUUACUCCACGACAAUAAUUAUAUUUAUAUCCAAAUAUGAUUGCAAGUGAUAGAUAUUAACUACAUUGUGAAAAAAAAUCACUAUCAUAGUCCAAGAUUAUGUGUAUUUUUGUUAUAUGAAUAUUUUGAUUCUGUAUAAGCUGAGCUUUUUCUAGAAUGUGGCAGAUGGUACUGCUGAGCAGCACUACUAGUUCAUGUAGAUGAAUAUUGUGUAGACCCCCAGUCAGUAGGCACAGUCAUAUCGGUAGAUAAAAGGCAGUUUCUUUAGCUUUUGAACAUUUGUAAACUGUAGUCACCACCCCAGUGAUAGUUCACCUGUGAGACAAGCUUGAAGAUGUGGAGAGUGAAACUACUGUUAUUCUGACUAUAACGACUACCCUUUAUCUACAGGUGGCAUGUGAUAACAGGGAGAAUGCCUUAGAACCAGUGAAAUUGUUGAUUAAAGUUUAAAAAAAAAAUAAAGAAAAAGACAUAAUUGUUGUCUUCUUAUAAUAUCUGUAUGACCAGUUGAAACACUUAAGAUUUCUAAUUGGCAACAAUAAAGUUGUUUAAAGUGAAGGUUAUUAUUCAGCUGAGUUACUUUGGAUGCAUUGAUGGGCUUUUUUUUAACCAUCUCAUAUUUUGGUCAAUUUCUCUAUGAAAAGUUAUUUCAGAACAUGUUGUGUAUUGGAACUAAUUGAUUGACAGUGUUAUCGGACCAGUGUGCAUUAAAAGGAACCAUUUUUUCAACAUUUUUAAAUAUUUGUAUGAAAUAACUCUAACUGUAACCUUAAACAUGCUUUUACUUUGGAAGUUAUAUAGUCAUUGCUUUUGUUAUGAGUUGUUGUGAUGUUUUUAAAUUAUCUUCAAAUGAUCAAUAUGAGAAGUAUUUGGAAUAAUUGUGUGACAAUAUUUCUAUAAAUUUGUAAUUAUAUUUCAUUGCCAUACUAAUCAUACCUGGGUUCCCGUAAGGUUCAACUUAAGGUUCUGUUUACUUUUUUCUGUGCAUGGUUUCAUUAAUUUUACUUUCUUUGUUGUGACUCAUCAUAUUUGGAGUUAAAGUAUUUCUGUUUUAUACUAGUGUCAUACAUUGCAUUUUCUAAAUUAAAAAAAAUUACCUUCGUGUUAUUGACCAUAGCCUCCAAAUAAUAAUUGUACAAUCGAGAAAUAUGAGAGAACUUCAUUAUUGAACAGUAACUUUUAGCAUCACCUCAAAUUUGUGCAAGUAUGUGUAUCCUUUGAACAAUACACAAUAGUCUUGUUGGGACUCUUUGGAAAUUUAAUUUUUAUCUUUGCCUUCAUGAAAAAUGCAACAACUGUACAUGUAUUAUUGCAGAAAGUAUGCCUUGCAUUUGAAGUGCAAUACCAGCUGUGAAAUAAAAAAAAUAU
Messenger RNA from Lingula anatina, 6929 nucleotides. RefSeq lists its product as uncharacterized. The record is from RefSeq and is a predicted model, not a curated record. NCBI's taxonomy places the organism in Eukaryota, Metazoa, Brachiopoda, Lingulata, Lingulida, Lingulidae. Gene Ontology annotation, molecular function: calcium channel activity; protein binding. Gene Ontology annotation, cellular component: membrane. Gene Ontology annotation, biological process: calcium ion transmembrane transport.